Messenger RNA from Bombus impatiens (common eastern bumble bee), 1050 nucleotides. RefSeq names its product fatty acyl-CoA reductase 1-like. Gene Ontology annotation, biological process: long-chain fatty-acyl-CoA metabolic process. The coding region runs from base 122 to 859 and encodes 245 amino acids. Gene Ontology annotation, cellular component: peroxisome. The transcript has 5 exons. The record is from RefSeq and is a predicted model, not a curated record. NCBI's taxonomy places the organism in Eukaryota, Metazoa, Arthropoda, Insecta, Hymenoptera, Apidae. Gene Ontology annotation, molecular function: alcohol-forming very long-chain fatty acyl-CoA reductase (NADP+) activity.
AAUAUCCAACAAUAGCAAAGGAUUGACUGUUGCGAUAGUACGACCAAGUAUAAUUUGUUGCUCGCUAAAAGAACCAUACCCUGGUUGGUUGGUAUCUUUUGCUGGACAAUCAGGUAUCUUCAUGAAUAUCGGCAAUGGUAUUGCAAAAGUAUUAUUGGGUAAGGCAGAUGUAAUAUCAGAUAUAGUGCCUAUUGAUUAUGUAGUCGAUGUGAUAAUGUGUGCCGCGUGGCACGUCACGCUACAUAUUGAUAAUAGGGUCAAAGUUUACAACUGUACGAGCAGCGCACGUCCCAUCAAAUUGGGUGAAAUCAUAGAUAUCUUCGUGGAAUGUAGCAGACAAAUACCGAUGAAAAAUACGUUGUGGUAUCCGAGUUGCACGGUAGUAGCAAACAAAUAUGUUUACGAUGCACUGAAUAUACUUCUAAGUGUUUUACCUGCAUUUGCCGUGGAUAUUUUUUUAAGGCUUCAAGGUGAUAAACCAAUAGCAAUGAAUAUGAGCAAAUUUUACAAUAAAUUGGUCACAGCGACAGGCUACUUCAACUCGAAUGAAUGGUCUUUCAAAAGAGAUAACAUUGCCGACAUGAUAAACAAGGUGAAAACCUUUGAAGAUGGAAAUCUUGUUAAACUGGACUUGCAGGAUAUGGAUUGGAAGAAAUAUUUAGCAAAUUACUUGGCGGGAAUUAAGAUAUUUGUUCUGAAGGAAGAUUCUCAAUCUAUAAAUACAGCAGCGCAACGGUUAUCGAUAUUCUACUGGAUACGUCAGAUAACUAAAGGAUUCGGUAUAAUCAUUUUAUUUCUGAUAAUAUCGGUAACAAUAUUGCUAUGCACCGACUACUUCAAUGUUAUGUUUCCCGCUUGAAUCAAGAACAACGUAUAUGGAACAUUAUGGAAAAGGGCCUUGGAAUAGGAACAUGUCGCUACAUAUAAAGGGUAUCCGGCAGAGUUAUAUAUUAUAUACUAUAUAGUAUAUAUGUGAUAUGCUCUUCGAAUAAAAACUGUGGAUAAAUGAAGUUAUUUGUCGAUAUUGUGAAUAAUAUAUGUAUAAUACUA